AUGUCUCUUGGUUGUGCAGAUAAGAACAGCGGAAUUCGCUUCUACCUACAAGAAGCACAACAGGUGAGCUUCGAGAGAGCGGGGAAAAUUCGCGUGUGGGAAUGUGCGAUGAAUCCAACUUAUGGACAAGCCUGGGAGAACGCCGAGAGACUGCACGAGCAGAAUCGUACGCUCCACAAGUAUCGUUCCUGGCACCUCAUGGAGAAAGAGUGCUACGUUGCCAUUAUGUGUUACACGCUCAAGUUACCGAAUGUGUCCCGAGAUUUCAACGCCCACUGCCGCCGUGCUAUGGCAACCGAAGCGAGCUGGAACGCCUUUCCGUACAAGAGCCUCUGGUAUUUUCUCAUUCGUGCGUUCGAGAAGUUGCCGCCGUUCUCUGCCCCAGGAGGGACCUUUUUUCGGGGUGUCGAAAUGUUCCGUAGCAAUGACGAUCACACUGUCUCUUUUGUGCAGUUUGUGUCGGCAAGUGUGUCGAAUUAUCAGGCUGCCAAGUUUGGUCGGCGCCGCUAUCUUCUCACGCUGGACUGCGUUCCUCAAGAACUGGUGAGAGACAUCAGCUUCUACUCAGUCUAUGAACACCACAAAGAAGUGCUCAUCUGGCCCUUCUGUACGUUCAAGGAUAUCUCUCCUGAUGCACUGAUGUGGAACAAAAGCCUCCGCUUCAGUUCGGCCAAUCCUUGGGUGGCUCAGUUGCCAUCGAUGAAGCCAUCGUUGACAGUGACUUCAAUGACGUCUAAUUACAUCGACAGUCAAAUGUCCGAGGCAGCAUCCUUUCCUUCGUCGCCACCAACGAUUCUGGGUACAGUGACGGUGUCUGAUGCAGAUGUUGUACCAGCGGUCCCAGCAAUGGAGGAGCACAUGGCUCCUGAAAGUGCAAAGAUGACACGGAUCACGGUGUCAUCUUCGCAGUCCCUCCUUGAUGCGGUGUUUCGAGCAUCGGAAACCUCGCGAAACAGUCAACGUCGACUAUUGCAAGAAGCAACUUCAGUGGCGCCAAAUGCGAUUGCUGCGUCGGUAACUUCUUGCAGUGCAAAGACGACGCGGAAAACAAGCCUCUAUGAUGCCGUGCCUGAAUCUGGAAAUGCCUCCAAGAAAGUAUUUAUCUUGCAAGAGGCCGAAAAUACGAAGCCUAGAGCGAUCCUCUCCGCUGCUAUACCUAGCCCCAGAACUGCUUGUGAUGAACAACCUCUCCCACAAUCACUCAAGAGAACCAUAAUCGUGAAGCCCAGCUCACUUCGCCUGGUUACUGAUCCUGAGCGUCGUAUGCCCACGGCUCCUUCUUCAAGAAAAGAAGGCCCAGUUACUGCCUGUGUGCUGCCACGGAUGGCUACGCCCAACAGCCCAGGGGAUGAGACGAAAACGUUCAUUGGUUCCUCCAGCGAAAACCAAUCCUCAAAACCUAAACGGAAGAAAACGACAUUUCUGCUAUUCGUGUUUCGCAGCUUGCUUCACACAGUCAUUUGCGGAAGAUAUGCGAGUGUCGAUUGAAGACAAAAAUAGGUAGGGUAAACCAUAUUAGCUACCCCACCUUUUCAAAAGGGUUACUCUUCUUGUUUGGAUCGCCUUCUGCUCUAUAUAUUCCAAAAUAUCAUAUCAGAAUAUCAGUUGCCGAAAGAAUGAAUAGGCAUACCCCAAGCUCUAGUUCUUUGGAAGUUGGAAACACUCUUAUAUCUUUUAUUAAUUACAUCAGAAAUGAUUUCCUAUAUACUCUAUAUUAGAACUGUGAUGCUACUUCAGAUUUAUAUUAAACAUAUUUUUGGUACAUGCAGUGCACCGGUUUAUCGAAGU
This is a messenger RNA of Ixodes scapularis (black-legged tick), 1788 nucleotides long. RefSeq lists its product as uncharacterized. The transcript has a single exon. Lineage: Eukaryota; Metazoa; Arthropoda; Arachnida; Ixodida; Ixodidae. Gene Ontology annotation, molecular function: NAD+-protein-arginine ADP-ribosyltransferase activity; NAD+ poly-ADP-ribosyltransferase activity. The record is from RefSeq and is a predicted model, not a curated record. Bases 1 to 1488 code for a protein of 495 amino acids.